Messenger RNA from Cajanus cajan (pigeon pea), 2436 nucleotides. Its product is annotated as putative inactive receptor kinase At4g23740. Gene Ontology annotation, molecular function: ATP binding; protein kinase activity; protein binding. Gene Ontology annotation, biological process: protein phosphorylation. The record is from RefSeq and is a predicted model, not a curated record. NCBI's taxonomy places the organism in Eukaryota, Viridiplantae, Streptophyta, Magnoliopsida, Fabales, Fabaceae.
GGUUUGUAAAUGAUUACCAAAUGAGUUUCUCUUACUUCAAUUGCAUGUGGCACUGCUGUUAGCGCAAGCAAAUACAGCUCAUUUUGCAUCUCUACCAAUACACAAUCAUUGCAACGACCCCAGUUUGGAUUUCCUUCUUCUAACUGCUUCUGAAACAACAUGGACAUGUAUCUGAUACGGUCCUGGACCUACUGCUUUUCUAGCUAACCCCCCACUUCUUUCUUCUUCAAGAUUCCUACUAUGGUUUUGGAGGAUAUGGCUCUCUGUCUCUGGAUCUUUAACUAGUUUGCUCAAUUUUUGGAUCAAGAAGUGACUCGUAACCAAUAUCUUGAGUGGAGGUCUUACGUUGCAUCCAAGUUGAGUUGAACUGUUGAUCUUCUCUGUUCAAGCCAGAAAAUGGACAAGAAACUAGCCAUCUUGUUCAUUUUUUCAGCAGCCUUGGUGAUGGAAGCAGUUUUUGAUAGUGUUGGAGCUGAGCCAGUGGAAGAUAAACAAGCUUUGCUUGAUUUCCUUGACAACAUGAAUCACUCUCCUCAUGUCAAUUGGGAUGAGAACACUUCAGUUUGCCAAGGCUGGAGAGGAGUGACUUGCAAUUCUGACAAGUCAAGAGUUAUAGCCCUUCGAUUGCCAGGGGCUGGUUUGAGUGGUUCAAUCCCUCCCAACACUCUCAGUCGCCUCUCAGCACUUGAGAUUGUGAGUCUUAGAUCAAAUGGUAUAACAGGCCCUUUCCCUGAUGGUUUCUCUGAGCUGAAGAAUUUGACCAGCCUCUAUCUCCAAUUUAACAAGUUUUCUGGGCCACUACCAUUGGAUUUUUCAGUUUGGAAUAGCCUUAGUGUUGUCAAUUUUUCCAACAAUUCUUUCAAUGGAAGCAUCCCCUUUUCAAUUUCUAAUCUGACUCAUCUCACCUCAUUAGACCUUGCCAAUAACUCUCUCUCAGGUGAGAUUCCUGAUCUCAAUAUUCCUAGCCUGCAGGACCUGAAUUUAGCCAACAAUAACCUUAGUGGGAUUGUUCCUAAAUCCCUAAUCAGAUUUCCUAGUUCGGCCUUUGCUGGUAACAAUCUUUCAUCAGCAAAUGCACUCCCUCCAGCUUUUCCUGUGAAGCCACCGGUUGCUCAUACGGCAAAGAAAUCCAAAGGACUCAGUGAACCUGCAUUGUUGGGCAUCAUCAUCGGUGGUUGUGCGCUGGGGUUUGCUGUGAUUGCUGGUUUCAUGAUUGUGUGCUGCUAUCAGAAUGCAGAUGUGGAUGUGCAACCAGUGAAAUCACAGAAAAAACAAGCCUCUGUGAAGACAGAUUCUUCAGGAAGUCAAGACAAAAACAACAAAAUUGUUUUCUUUGAGGGUUGCAAUUUUGCAUUUGAUCUAGAGGACCUGUUGAGAGCAUCUGCUGAGAUUCUUGGAAAGGGCACCUUUGGUAUGACAUAUAGGGCUGCUCUAGAGGAUGCAACCACUGUGGUGGUCAAGAGAUUGAAGGAGGUCACAGUUGGAAAACGAGAAUUUGAACAGCAGAUGGAGAUUGUGGGGAAAAUUAAGCACGACAAUGUGGAUGCAGUGAGGGCAUAUUACUAUUCAAAGGAGGAGAAACUCAUAGUAUAUGAUUAUUAUCAACAAGGCAGCGUUUCUGCAAUGUUACAUGGAAAAGGAGGGGAAGGCAGAAAUUCUUUAGACUGGGAUAGCCGUUUGAGAAUUGCAAUAGGUGCAGCAAGAGGCAUUGCUCACAUCCAUGCUCAACAUGGAGGUAAACUCGUUCAUGGAAACAUAAAAGCCUCAAACAUCUUCCUCAACUCACAAGGAUAUGGAUGCAUAUCUGAUAUUGGCUUGGCAACAUUGAUGAGUCCAAUACCCGCUCCAUCAAUGAGAGCAACAGGAUACCGUGCACCGGAAGUAACAGACACGCGCAAAACAACUCAUGCAUCUGAUGUGUACAGUUUUGGGGUUCUUCUACUUGAGCUUCUGACAGGGAAAUCUCCUGUAAGCAGCACAGAAGGGGACCAGGUUGUCCACUUGGUUCGAUGGGUGAAUUCUGUGGUUAGAGAGGAGUGGACUGCAGAAGUGUUUGAUGUAGAGCUGUUGAGGUAUCCAAACAUAGAGGAAGAAAUGGUGGGGAUGCUGCAAAUAGGGAUGGCUUGUGCUGCAAGAAUACCGGAUCAGAGACCAAAGAUGCCUGAAGUGGAGAGAAUGAUGGAGGAGAUUCGCCGCGUAAAUACACCAAAUCUACCAUCCACUGAGUCUAGAUCAGAAGUUUCUACGCCAACCCCUCGUGCAGUUGGCACACCUACUUCUGUUCAACAAUGAGAUUCUUGUUGAGUUGUAAUCAAUUUCAAUCAUAUUCAUAACAGGAGAAAUGAUAUCAAUCUAAUGGACUAAUGGUUCUUGCAAGUUAGUAAAACAUAUUGGCAUAUCAAAUUGGGUCCCUUUGAUAGUGAUUAUUUGUCUUCA